Molecule: messenger RNA, 7676 nt
Organism: Candoia aspera
Lineage: Eukaryota; Metazoa; Chordata; Lepidosauria; Squamata; Candoiidae
Gene: SRRM2
Product: serine/arginine repetitive matrix 2
Exons: 15
Coding region: 191-6607 (2138 amino acids)
Molecular function (GO): mRNA binding
Source: RefSeq, a predicted model, not a curated record
CAGCCGGCGCGCGAACUCCACUUCCCAUAAGCCAACGGGCGGAGGGGUUACCAGGCAAGAGCGAAUUGGAGGGGACGGAGGGAGGUUCCAGGGUACCUCCUCCCCCCUCCCCCUCACCCUCCGCCUGCGCCGCGGCGGCUGCUGCUGCGUCGGGUAUCAGAGGCACCAGAGGUGCUAGUCUGUGAGAGCCAUGUACAAUGGGAUAGGACUCCCCACUCCCCGGGGCAGUGGCACCAACGGUUACGUGCAACGGAACCUCUCGGCUGUGCGCCACAAGAAGGAUCGGACUGACUAUAAGUCAGAAGAGGAGCUGAGGAAACUGGAGUCAUCUCUGGUUAAAAAACCCAACCAGGACAUCCUGGAUCACGAGCGCAAGAGGAAGGUUGAACUGAAAUGCUUAGAACUGGCUGAGCUCAUGGAAGAGCAAGGGUAUGGAGAAGGGGAGAUUCAGGAGAAAGUAGCCACUUUUCGGAUGAUGCUCCUAGAAAAAGAUGUAGCAGUUGUCAAAGAGGGAGAACAGCAGAAGUCAACUAUUACAGAGACCCAUCAGCUGGCUGAGGCUAAUGAGAAGAAGAAUGAGAGGCUGCGAGCUGCUUUUGGGAUCAGUGAUAAUUAUGUGGAUGGCAGCUCUUUUGACCCCAACCGCAGGGCCAAGGAGGCAGCAUCAGCUGCAGCGGCCAAACAGCAACAGGAGCAGCAAAAGCAGUACAGUCUUGUCAAAGAGUCCAGCAGCUCCCGUUCGCCAUCUCCAAAACAAAAGAAGAAGAAAAAGAAGAAAGACAGAGGCAGGUCUGAGAGCAGAUCACCUUCUCGAAGAGAAAGGAAAAAAAGCUCAAAGAAAAAGAAACACAGAUCAGAAUCAAAGAAAAGGAAGCACAGAUCUCCAAGUCCCAAAAGCAAACACAAAUCCAAGGAAAAGAAACGGAAGAGGUCCACCAGUGAGUCUGCAUCUCAGAAAGGCCGUCGGGAUCGUUCUUCCUCCCCAGAUGGCUCUUCCUCAUCAGAUGCUUCCCACAGCAGAUCAGUUAGCCCCAUUAUUCAAAAAAGGAGCUUCCUUAGACGGCAGAGCAAGUCUCCCUUGCCAAGUUCACGAAAACCAGAAGCUGAAGGGGUUUCCAAGAAUCUGGGAGAGAAAGAGCGUUCAUCUUCUGCUGAGCCUGCCCGCCGAGGCAGGAGUACAAGUCCUCGAGAAAGCAGAGAAAAGCGAGAGAAAACAUCCAAGCAUUCUCCAGUACGUGAGACCCUUCAGCAUUCUCCAAGUCCUUCAUCUCCUGCCAGAGAGAAAGAAAGAGACAAGGACAGAAAGUCUGCUCGCCAUGGGGGUCGAAAAUCCACCCCCUCAUUUGAGCGUGAUCCAAAGUGCAAGCAUCAUUCUCCUAUGCCGAAUGAUCUCUCUCGAGAAAAGCGUCCCCCUUCUAAGGAGAACAAGUCUCCAGCCUGUUCCUCUCCAUCUGCUAAGAAGCAGUCAGAGGAUCGUAAUGGGACUGUUCCAUCAUCCAAGGCUAAGAUUUCUCCUGACCACAAGGAGGAGCCUACAGGUUCCUCAUCUUCUAAGGCUGUUGAGACCAAGUUGAGGAAGAUGUCUCGUGAGGACUCUACACCCCAGCGCUCACCUUCUCCUUCAGAGAGUGGUAGUUGCUCCUCUUCCUCCUCCUCUUCUUCCCCAGCAACCAAGGCUGCCCCAGUUUCUCGUAACUGUUCUCCAGAGGAUCCUCCCAAAAGGCAAGACAAAGAGAAGACCUCUACCCAGAGAGAGAAAUCUAGCUCAUCCCCUGAAAUCUCUCAUUCUGGGCAAAAGCAGUCUUCCAAGACAUCUCGACGUGAACCAUCCAGCACCCCUCCAGCUAAAGGCUCCAAAUCAAGGGCCAGUCGGAGGGACAAAUCUCUCUCUCAAACACCUACUACUCGUAGAGGUAGAUCUCGGUCCCGGACCCCACCUAAGAGAGGUAGAUCACGCACACGUACCCCACCAAGGAGGGGCAGGUCUCGCUCUCAGAGACGUGCUCGAUCUCGUUCGCGCACUCCAUUGCGAAGGGCACGUUCUCGAAGUCCCCAGUGGCGAGGCCGGUCAAGAACACCUCAGCGAUGGGGUAGGUCACGUUCACGUACACCUCCCAGAUGGGGUCGAUCCCGUACACCUCAGAGGCGUGGUUGGUCUCGUUCUAGAACUCCCCAAAGGCACGGAUGGUCUAGAAGCAGAAAUAGUGGAAGAUGGGGCAGGUCAAGAACACCACCAAGAAGGGGGAGGUCACGUUCAAGAACACCAAGAAGAGGCAGGUCUAGAUCAAGAACUCCACCGAGGCGAGCAAGGUCCCGUUCCAGAACACAACCCAGAAGAGGCAGAUCUAGAACUAGGACCCCUCCCAGGAGAGGAAGAUCAAGUUCUUCCCCAAGAAGAGAAAAAUCCUUGAUUUCAACCAGACGAAGCAGAUCUGUGUCAUCUCCAGAUCGGAAAGCCUCCAGAAUUUCUUCUAGGAGAAGUCGAUCUGAUUCAUCUCCACGAAUGAGGGAAAGAUCCAGGAAAGUGCUAAGACGUAGUCCUUCUGGUUCCUCUCCUGAAUCAAGAAGGUUAAGAGCAUCUCCCAGACGUAGUCGGUCUGGAUCACUUCCGAAAGCUAAAAAGAAAACUCAGUUGUCUCCAAGGAGUCGUUCAGGCUCAUCUCCAAGGUCAAGGAAGAAAAGAUCAAGAACACCUCCAAGGCGCAGUCGUUCUAGUUCUUCUCCAAGAGUGAAAAAGAAAUCGAGGUUAUGCCUCAGGCGAAGUAGAUCUGGAUCUUCUCCAACACCAAAAAAGAAAUCUAGAUCACCUACUAGGCGUAGCCAAUCCAGGUCACCUCCAGCCCUAAAAAAUAAAGUCAGGAUGUCCCCUCAGAGCAGUUCUGGUUCAUCUCCAAGGCUCACAAGGAAGUCUGAUGUUUCUUCAGCAGCUGAAGAAAAAACUAAAAUCACUUCAAAAAGAAGUCGAUCUGGUUCAUCUCCAUCACUGCGAAGGAAAUCAAAGUCUCCUUCAAGACACAGCAGAUCUGGGUCCUCUCCAGAACCAGAGAAGAGAUUGCCAAGAAGGCGAAACAGAUCUGAGUCUUCUCCAGAAGUGGAAACAAAGCCAAGGGCAGGAUCAUCCCCAGGGCUGAAGAAGGAAAUGAGAUCAUCUCCAAGGCGAAGUCGGUCUAGUUCCACUCAGUCAUCAGCAAAGGAAAACUCCUUAUCACCAGUAAGGCGAGCAGCUUCUCCAGAAUCAAAGUCUGCAUCCCCACUGCAGCAAAGCAGAUCUGGAAGGUCUGUAGCAACAAAAGAAAAACCUAGAUCACCACACCAAAUGCAGAGCAGGUGUAGAUCACCUCUGGCUUUGAGAGAGACCUCUCUCUCUCCUCUAAGGCCAGUUGCGUCUGGAACUUCAUUAGAGAUAAAGAAGAAAUCUUCUUCACCACUGGAUAAAUGCAAAAAUGAUUCCUUGGAGUUAAAGAAGGCUAGGUCAUCUCCAAGGCAAAGCACAUCUGGCUCUUCUCCAAUGACCAAAGAGCAGUCUAGAUCACCUCCCAGGACCAAGUCAAGAUACUCUCCUGAGAUGAAGAAAUCUUCACCUUUGAAGCAAGCUAGAUGUGGGCUGUCCCCUCAGGCAGCAAAAGAGAAAUCUCCCUCCAGGAGAAGUGAAUCCAGAUCAUCUCCUGAACUAAAUGGCAGAUCUAAAACUCCUCCAAAGCAAAAUAAAUUCCAAGAAGUGAAGGCAAAAUCUGGAUCUUCCCCAGGACACAACAAAUCUAAUUCCAUGGCAAUAAUGGAGAGUGCUUCGCCUCCAUGCCAGAAGAGUAAACCAGGCUCAUCUCUCUCUGGAAAAGAGAAAUCACAAUCACCCUCAAGACAAAUGCCAUUUGAGUCAUCACCAGUACUUAAAAAGACAGAUAUUCCAUUAAGGCGGAGUAGAUCUGGAUCUUCAUCCUCAUCCUCCUCUUCCUCCUCCUCGUCGUCCUCCUCUUCCUCCUCCUCCUCCUCUACUUCAUCGUCGUCAUCUCCAGAAGAUGAUAAAUCUCGGUCACCUCCCAGACUGAGCCGCUCUGCAGUGCUGUCAGUCAACAAAAGUAAAUCAGUUUCAUCCCCAAUGCAUGGCAAAUCAUAUUCUCCAGAACCAGAGAACAGCACAUCUGCAACUGUUACAAAGCACAACAGACCUGGAGCUUCUCCAGAAACAAGAGAGAUUUCCAAAGCUGCAGUGAUGGGGCCUAGAUCACCUUUAGAGAAGAAGGGGGUAUUCAGAGAUGCAUCUCGAAGGAGCAGAUCAGGUUCUUACUCUGGGACUAAAGAGAAGCCAAAACUGCACUCCAGUGAGAGCAGUUCAGAAUCCUCCCCAGAAUGGAAAGAGAAAUCUGAGAGCAGAUCUGUCUCACCACUCAGAUCAAGAGUAAAAUCAAAAACACCUCCAAGACGCAGAGCAUCAAGGUCACCACCCAGAUCUAGACCAAAAUCCAGAACUCCACCAAAGCGUGGCAGGUCUGGGUCUCCACCAAGACCUAAGGUGAAGUCCAGAACACCUCCAAGACGACGUAGGUCUGGCUCAUCUCCUAGACCCAGAAUAAAGUCCAGAACACCACCCAGACGACGUAGAUCUGGGUCAUCCCCAAGGUCCCAAAUGAAGUCCAGAACACCACCCCGCCGCCACUGCAGAGCUGGAUCAUCCCCAAGACCCAGAAAGAAAUCUAGAACCCCUCCACGGCGACGGAGGUCUGGAUCACGAGCAAGAGAAAAGUCUAGAACACCAGUUACAAGAAGACGGAGAUCUGUGUCACCAGUGAGCCCUAGGCGCAAAUCUCGAACACCUCCGAGACGUGGACGGUCCAGGUCACUCUCCAGAGAAAAAUCAAGCACCAGCACACAUCCACAUCGGUCUCAGUCAUCAUCCUAUUGUGACAGACCUAGAACUUCUUUGCGACAAGGAAGAUCUGGCUCUCCCUCAUGGAGGAGUCGCUCCCGUUCACUCUCCAGGCGACGAGAUAAAUCUCGGGGUUCAUUACGGAGGGAAAGGUCAAUUUCCUCUCCAGGUAGAAGCCGCUCAAGGUCCUCUUCUCGUCAGGAGAAAUCUAAACUACCACACAGAGGUCAUUCCCAUUCUCCAGUACAGAUGUUGCAGUUGUCCCCAGAGAGGACUGCAGCCAGUCGGAAUGCAUCCCGUUCACCUCCCAGAUUAGAUGCUUCACGUGUAACAGCAUCAUAUAAAGGCACUGGGUCCAGAGUAUCCCCUGAUGGUCAGUCAUCUCCUGUGAGGAAGCAUUCCAGAUCAGGCUCCCAGGAAGCCUGCACCUCUCCAGGAAGGAAAUCUCGUUCCCCUCCUGUUCUAGAGAGAUACCCCAAGUCUGACCUCCAAGAGAAGCCAGCAAGCUCCUCUCUUUGGCACAGCAAGAACAACAUUGCCAUCCCUUGUGCUCUAACCCCACCUUGUGAGGAAUCUCCUAAAUUGCAAAAGGUCCUCUCUCCUGAUCCAUCUGCGCUACGUGAGUUGCCUCCAUCGUCGAAGAACGGUGACACCGCAGCCAUCCGAGACAGCCCGGGAGAUAGGAAUCAGGCCGCGCACCAGGUUACAAUUAAAGAUGAUACAGGAGUUGGUGUACCUUUGUCAGGGAGAGGCAGUUCUCACGCAGGCUCCCUUUCUCCUGUAAAAGCCAGGUUGUCGUCCCACUCCUCCUCCUCCUCCACUUCCUCCUCCUCCUCUGCUCCCUCCAGCCCCUUACCAGCAUUGAUUUCUGUGCUAGUGCCAUCCCCCAAAGAAGAGGAGAUUGGAUCUGAAGGAAAAGCACCAGACAGGCCUGAGGUACACUUACCUACCCUUGAGGCCGAGCCACAGUUGGCUUCUGUCACCACAGAGGAGGACACCCGGAGCAGCUGUCCCACCGUCCUACAGCUCGCCCUCCCCUCUCCUCCCCCCUCUGCCCCUUUGAAGGCCAAGAGAAGUUCGUCUGCUUCAUCUACCAGUUCAUCCUCGUCCUCGUCUUCCUCCUCCUCCUCCUCCUCAUCAACUUCUGAUUCUGAGUCCAGCUCAUCUGAGUCCAGUCCCCAUGAUCAGGCAGCAAAGGAUCUUGAGGCUGAGACUGAACUGAAACAGCCACCAAGCCCAGUGCUGAAAGAGAGUAACCGUGAUGAGCGGCCUCUGGAAAUGGGCAAACGUAAGUGCCGUUCUCGAAGCUCAAGCAGUUCAAGCAGCAGCUCUUCCUCUUCUUCUUCGUCCUCCUCUUCUUCAGCCUCUUCCUCUUCGUCAUCUUCCUCCUCCUCCUCAUCUUCCUCCUCCUCAACGUCGUUGCCUAAAACAGGACUCCAGGCAGUGAUGAAGGGCCCCCCGAAGAAGAAACCAUCUCCAGAGAAGAGAAAGUCACGCAGCCCCAGAAAACCAAUUGACUCGUUGCGAGAUUCGCGCUCUCUCAGCUACUCUCCAGCAGAACGGCGUCAGAUUUCCCCUCCUGCCCAGCCACCCUCUGCUCCAAGGGAUCGACGUAGAGACAGGUCUAGGGAGAGGUCCCUGCAGAGAAACAGACGAAGCAUCAGCAGGUCUCCAGGGCGAAAACGGCGACGCAAAUCCCCCAGUCCCCGAGCCACUCGCCGCAGAACUUCAAGGUCCCCGUAAGCCUUUUGGAGAGUGGAAGGUCCCCAUCCUCGCCACCACAGACUGUGCCGCCCCCAGCCUCCAACAGUGCUGUCCCAGGUGGGAGUCCCCCGCCUCCUGAUGUCCCCUGGAAACCAGUGCGUUUGCAUGGGGAGGGGUGGUGGGCUCUUCAUUUGCCAUCACCUUUUUAUUCUCAUUAGUUUCUUCCUUUGCCGUCCCUGUCUUUAUUGCCCGUCAUUUGUCGGCAGCUACAUUCCCCUUGUCCCUGGACAUUUCUGCUCAACGCCCACCCGGAUCCACCGCCUCUUCCUGCGCUCCUCUUCCUCUUCUUCCAGCAGUUGGUGAUGUUCAUUUGAUUUUUUUUCCCUCUCUCCCGUGAGCAUUUUUUUUUCCUGUGCGUUUUGCAGCUAAAAUCUUUACUUCUGUGUUUUGAAAGAGCUGUCUCCUUUUUGUUGAUUUAGACAUAAAAGGUUUUAAAAAAAAAAAAAACACAAAUGGGUGGGUGGGGAAGUAGAGGGAUAUGUGACCUAAUCUGUUUGAUUUAGUGUUUCUCAGGCCCCCCCUGUUUGAAGUGGUGGAGGGUUGUAAUAAAAGAGUUGGAGUGCAUGUUGGCAACCCAGAAGUUUAUGGAAGGGCUGUGCUAUCUAGUAGCUCCUUCCUCUGUUACCCACUGUUUCUAUCAAGCUUUUUUGACGAAAAGCAGGCAGUUUCUUUCAGUAGCCUGCAACAGUGGGAUUGAUUCUUGGUGGCAGCAAAAUUGAGGGUUAAACUAUUCCUGUUCCUCCCCCAGAACAAAAAAAAUCAAUAUGCAGUGCUCUUUUUCCUUUUUAUCCCUCCCUCCAAGGAGACUCUUUCAUGUUGAUCAGCUGAGCCAGGUCAUGAGGGAUUAAGUUUGGAACUGGAACAGGGGCAUUCAGGCAUUUUAGGGGGGAAGGUGACUGAAAUUUUGCUGAGAAGAAGCUGAGAAACCCUAAAUCAGGGAGGGUGGGAACAGAAGUUUCUUCAUAUUUCUUAAAAGCAUUUAAUUUUUUUUGAUAUGUACAGCAAGGAGAUUUUUUCUGUCAAAUAAAAAACUUACGAAAUGCAGAAA